ACACGCCCACACACACACACACGCAUACAUACAUACACACACACACGCAUACACACACACACACGCAGUGUUGCUCAGAGCAGCAGGCUGGUCCGGUGGUGUAACGCAGUGUAACGUGUUGAGCGGGUGUGUUGGGUGUGUUGGGGGUGAUGGGGGUGAUGGCUUUAUCAGUGAGGAGUGUGAGGUCUCUGCUCGCAGUCCGGAGUGUGAUCUCCCGGAAGUGUUCACUCGGAGUGCACACAGGAGUGAGAGUGAUGGACAGCAAUAAGGGUCUCCUGUUCCGCCAGCUGUUUGAGUCCUCCAGCAGUACCUACACAUACCUGCUGGCAGACGUGAGUUCUCGGGAGGCCGUGCUGAUUGACCCGGUUCUGGAGACGGUAGAUCGGGACGUGAAGCUGAUUGAGGAGCUCGGGCUUAAACUGACUGUGGCAGCGAACACACACUGCCAUGCGGAUCAUGUGACAGGAACUGGACUGCUGAAGAAGCGCAUAUUCGGGGUGAAGAGCGCGAUAUCAAAACACAGUGGAGCGCGUGCCGACAUCCUGCUGUCAGAAGGAGACAGCAUUACUUUCGGAAAAUACUGUGUGACGGUGAGAGAGACUCCAGGACACACAGAUGGGUGUGUGACGUUUGUGACAGGAGACGAUUCGAUGGCCUUCACUGGAGAUGCACUGCUGAUCAGAGGCUGCGGGAGAACCGACUUCCAACAAGGCUGUGCCAAGAAACUGUACCAGUCUAUCCAUGAGAAGAUCUUCACUUUACCGGGACACUGUCUGGUUUAUCCUGCACACGACUACAAAGGACAGACUGUGUCCACAGUGGAGGAGGAGAGAAAGUUUAACCCGAGAUUAACUCGCUCGCAGGAGGAGUUUGUGGAAAUCAUGAACAAUCUGAAUCUCCCGAAACCGGCCAAGAUUGAUGUGGCCGUUCCUGCUAACCUGGUGUGCGGUCUUCAUGAUGUUUGAGGAGGAAAUAUAUUUGAAUUACUUUAACGUUUGGAAAACAGACAAAUGUCAUUUUAUUAGAUACAGAUAUUAGAUUAAUGUACACACACUCACUCUCUCUCUCACACACUGGCUCAUACAGUGUCUUCUAUUAAAGAAAAUGUUUCUUCUAUUAAAGCGUUUUGUGAUGAUUAUAUUAUAUAAUUACGUAAUAAUUCAUGUGAUUAGAAUGUAAACAUGUUCAGUUCUCAUUAAUCCUAAAUAAAGAGUUUCUGAAAGUG
Molecule: messenger RNA, 1225 nt
Organism: Pangasianodon hypophthalmus (striped catfish)
Lineage: Eukaryota; Metazoa; Chordata; Actinopteri; Siluriformes; Pangasiidae
Gene: ethe1
Product: ETHE1 persulfide dioxygenase
Exons: 7
Coding region: 150-965 (271 amino acids)
Biological process (GO): hydrogen sulfide metabolic process; glutathione metabolic process
Molecular function (GO): sulfur dioxygenase activity
Source: RefSeq, a predicted model, not a curated record